AUGUCUGCCACCACCCCUCCUGGCCUGCAAACCGCGCCACCAACGGGCUCGAUUACUUCACCACUCAGCUUCACCGCAACCGGGCCCACCUCGUCCUUCAUCAAAGUGUACUGUGGCAAGGACGAGUGUGUUCCGCUCAGCAAGCAGUGCACCGGCGGGGUCUUCCAGGGAGCCCUCGCAGAGCUUGCAACCCGCGUCAGCAAGCACGAGGCGCUGGCUCAGAGCAGUCGAAGUCGCCGCGCGAAGACCAUCGGAAGUGCCGCCGCGGCAGACAGUGAAGUUCCGGUUGCGGCGACUGCUGCUGUUUCCAGCAGCAGCGUCGGUGGCAAGGGGGAGGCGACACCCCCGGCGGCAGAGAGUCGCGCAGGUGCCGCGGGGCACUCUGGUGGGGUGGGGAGGGAUGGAGGCACCAGGACAGAAAAGCAGCCGUCCGCACCUCUGUCGUCGACGUCAGCGUCGGUUCUGUCAGCAUCGAAGGGUCGUGCCUCGCCUGGGCCCUCCACAGCACCCCUCCACACCACCGCCACCUCACUCAGCAUCAAGGCAGCUGAUGCGCCGGCAGGUGAUGUGCUUGCAGGGGUGGAUGAUGUUCGUAUGGCAUGUGGUGCCGUGUACCGCCGUGCUGAGCUGCUGCCGCUCAGUUUUGUGCGCGACGUCGCGUCAAACAGCAAGGUGACGGUGCUGUACAGGCAACACCUUCAGCUUCAGGAGCAGCUCCGGCGUCAUCAGCUGGAGCAACAGCAGCUACAGCAGCAGGGGGACGAGGGUGAGGACGUCGCUGCCACCAUGGAUUCCAAGGCAUCGGAAGAUGAUGCGGCAUAUGCUGAAAGUAGCCAGAGGGCUGGGGGUCGCGUGGGUGGGAAGGGAGUCAAGUCACACACCAACAAAGUCAGCCCACGACGGCGCGGGAUGCCGAGCGUGUACCGAGGCGGAUCUUCUGUAAGCUCCGGUCCAACUUCCGCGGCCGCUGCGGCUGCGCUGGCUGCCCAGAUCCGCACGCAGCUCUGGGCCGCUUUGCGGAACACGAUCCCGUUCUUCGGAGUGUUGGCGAUGCCUGUUCACACCUCCAUGGAACCCCUCAUCAGCCUGCCAGCAAUGUCAUCUGGCGGCGGUGCAAGCACUACCGCUGCGAGGGCGGCAGCACCGACACCGACAACGACAACACCGCCGGCAGCAGGCAUGGUGUCAGGGGCUACGGCCGUCUGUAGCGGCUCGUAUGUGUUGCUGGGGUGCCGCGAGCGACCGCGCAAGGCAGCGCUUGCGGGUGAAACAGCACCGAUGUUUUCCCCAGCGGCGCCAUACGCAUCCGCUGCUCAGUCCGUCAUUGGCGGAGUUGCCGCGUAUCCAAACAUCUCGGCUGUGGAGAGGCUGGUGGAGCAGGCCAACGAGGCAUCCGUGGUGCGGCUUCCACCUCUCUGUAGCGACGCUGUGCUUCGCAGCACCGGGGCCGCUGGUGACAGCGCCAAGCGGUCACCGCGAAAGCCGCGUUCACACCCGAGGGACCUCCAGGGGCAUCAGGUAUUGCAGCAGUCCCUGCCGGCGCGGUGCACGCUGCAGCCCAACACGAACCGCGUCGUGCCAAUGCCGCUUCCGCUUCCGGACGACAUCGCGGCCUGUUACAGCGCAGCGAGGCUCGUGACGAAGCCGCUCGGGCAAUCCGCUGCGGCCCCCAACGAGGACGUGGACGACUCCACUGCGCUCUCGGGAACUCACGCCAGCGGGGAUGCCACUCACUCCCACAGUCGAGGUCACUCCGGUCGAACACGUCGACGGUCCUUAGAUGAGCACGCCGACAUUCUUGUGAGUACGGCGGAUGUCUCUGCGGCUGCGGGUUCGCGACCUUCACUGGACAGCGGUAGGGGCGCAUCAUUGACGUGGUUUGCGAAUAGCGCCAAGGGCGGCGGCGGCGGCGGUGGUGGGGCGUUCUCCGACGAGCUCAGCGUCGAAGGUGGCGAGGAGGCAAUCCUAACGGCAACAAAGCGGCCGUUCUGUGCUGCUGCUGCUGCUGCCGCUUCGCGUGGCUUUAGCUCCCCAUGUACCUCGCCGCGUACGAAUUUGGCCGCGGGGCCGAGCGGCAGCCUACCCAAAGACGGCGACGGACUUGCAAAGGAGGCAGAGCCAAGCGUGCCCCUUUCCGCGGUCGCCAUCGCCCGCCUUAUGCCUUCCACUCGGUUCACGGUGCAGCUCUCCAGCUGCGCGGUAAGCUUGACUGCGCAGACGCGGAAGGGAGCGGGGGGGAACGCGGCUGGUGUCGCUUCCGGCAACGCCACUAGCACAGCAAGCAGCGCCACCGCCGGUGGCGCUGUCGACAACUAUGCAGACGAGCUUGCUGUCGUGUUCGACGGGCUGGAUGUGCUCUGGCACGGGGCCAACGGCGAGGAGGCGUUGCUGCAGUGGGUGCUGGACGAGUACUCCAUUCUACUGAAGCAGCGUAUGGCGGCCGCCAUUGCGCAGUGGACGUCUAUGGUACGGGCCGGUGACCCCAGCAGUGGCGCCGCCGCUGCAUCCUCGUCCAAGGCGAACAAGAUGCGGUGCCAAGCAUCAAAGGGC
Molecule: messenger RNA, 2550 nt
Organism: Leishmania braziliensis MHOM/BR/75/M2904
Lineage: Eukaryota; Euglenozoa; Kinetoplastea; Trypanosomatida; Trypanosomatidae
Exons: 1
Source: RefSeq, a predicted model, not a curated record